This is a messenger RNA of Poeciliopsis prolifica (blackstripe livebearer), 2047 nucleotides long. RefSeq names its product coiled-coil domain-containing glutamate-rich protein 1. The transcript has a single exon. The record is from RefSeq and is a predicted model, not a curated record. The coding region runs from base 512 to 1120 and encodes 202 amino acids. Lineage: Eukaryota; Metazoa; Chordata; Actinopteri; Cyprinodontiformes; Poeciliidae.
CGUCUGGGUCCAGAGAUCCAAUUCUCAGCAGAUCCACUCAACCUUUGACCUUCUGUCAUGUUCAGAGGGUUAAGCCUCAACCGGAGGCGCCUGAAGGCACCGCCCCCUCUCUCUCCAGGAAGUGGACCGGUCCAGCUCUUUAUGUUGGCUGUGAGGAGGAAGAAACACAUCCAGUGCUGUCAGAGCAGAGAGCAUCACACUCCCUGACCGGACUCCAGGCAGCCCGACGUUCCCUGAACGCCUCAUCACUUCACUGCAUUCACUCUGCACCCGAUCCAGCAGCUGAUCCAGCCUUCAGACAGGAGAAGAAGAGACAUCAGGGGGGCAGAGAGUCAGAUCAGCAGGCAAGCUGCUGCUGCAGGCGGAAGAAGAGCGGGCGAUGCACCAGCCAAAGCCAGAGGUCAAGAAGAAAAGAGCCAGAGUGGUGAAAAGGUAGAGCGACAAAGAGGUGGCUCAGCCGUGAUCUGAAGCAGAAGCGAUGUGAAGCAGGAGGAGGCGAGAAACAUAAGAAAUGCUCUCAGAGAUUAUGUGUAGGAGGAUCUUCCAGCAGCAGAGGCGGCAGGACGAGAAGCUGAAGGAGGCCGAGGUCCGCAGGAAGAGCGGCGAGACUCCAGGCUGGACGGCCGGCUGGACCAAGAGCUGCAGCGGCCGCCUGCAGAGCCGGAGGCAGGGGGGGCCCAGGGCGCGCCUUCCCCGCCACAGGCCCCGCCCCCAUCGCUCGCAGCGCCCCCGCAGGUCGCUGCGGUCCCUGCGUCCGGUCAACAUCCAGGGCAAGGGGGCCCGGGGCAUGCAGGCCCCCCAGAACACAAACCAGUUUCUGAUGCAGGAGAAGUACCAGAUGCAGCAGCUGCGCUCCGACUCGGUGGGUGGCGACAGCGGCUGCAGCUCCGACAGCGACCUGGAGCUCACUGACAUGGACUCAUACCUGGGCGUCCUGGAGAACGCCAGGGGCGGCCUGUUGGACGGCCCCGAGCCGCCGGCGCCGCCAGGACCGCCGGAGCUGCGCAUGUUCCUGCAGGAGGACAGCGUCCAGUACGUCCCCUCGGAGGACGACUUGCAGCUCAGUCACAACUUCAUGCAGAGAGACUUCGCUCAGUUCUGCGAUUUCCUGGGAGCGUGAGGACGACCUUGUGACCGUAGGAGGCGCUGUUGCAUUUUAACGCAAUGCUUAAAAACGCAAACGCAAAAUAAUACAAAAAAGCCAAACAACAAAUAAACAAUAAUAUCUGAUCACUAAUAUUAUAACUACCUUUGAUAAUAUUUAUGUAGACCUGUCACAAAAACAAUUUUGCUGGAUGAUAAAUUGUCCUAGAAGUUAUUGCGAUAAACGACAAUAUUGUUAUUUUAAAGCCAUUUUCAAGUAUUUCAAUGCUAAUGGGAAAAAUAAUGCAAGGACACAUUCUCAAAGAUUAAAUUCUAAUGAAUAUUUAACACCUGAACUGAAAUACAUUUUAAAUAUCCAAAAUACACAAACAAAACAACAGAAACAGCAUAUGAUUUAUGAAGUGUGUAAAAAUUAUUGUCCUUCAUUAAAGGACAAUAUUUUAUUACAGUUACAGUUGGCUAGUUUCUGAUAAGAGGUUUUAUAUUCAGUGACUGGAUUCCCUGACAGUCAUAAUACUUUGGGCUCUUUUUUUUCCCCCUUUUGCGUUUGUUUCCACUUACCCUGCAGAGGUUACGCUGUUGUUAAAAUGCAACAGCUCCUCUUAUGGUCACAGAAGAUGUAACACCGUCCAGUUUACUGUCCUCAGAAAGUCAGAAUCUGACCAGACUCCAACAGAACCGGACAAAGAUGGAGCUGGGUUAUUGUUUUCAACCAUUUUUAUUUGUCUUUGUCCUGUCUUUGCCGUGGACAUUUGGACAUAAACAUCUCAGUUUUCUGUCUCUUGCUGUUGAACACAAAAAGAAAUGGUGGGCUUGAGCCAGGACGGCCAAUCAGCAUCCAGCUGGGCAGAUUAGGCUCAGAUGAUUGGCCGAUGAGAACUCUGUGAAGCUUUUUACUGUAUGCAGAAUAAAAAUAAAUAAAUGUUUAUUAUGACUAACUUUA